Lolium perenne is the source of this 1770-nucleotide messenger RNA. RefSeq lists its product as uncharacterized. The record is from RefSeq and is a predicted model, not a curated record. NCBI's taxonomy places the organism in Eukaryota, Viridiplantae, Streptophyta, Magnoliopsida, Poales, Poaceae.
CACGCCAAAGCCCACACGCAGAAUUCCAACAAGCACUGCAGCACGACACCACACCAUACCACAUGGAUCUAAUGGUGAACCAACACUUUGUAGAAGCAAGCGGGAAGCCACAAGGGAGGAGCAGCGGGGUGCGAGAUAUCUCGCUCGAUCUGAUGGUGCUGUCGGCUCGCUGGUGUCGGGCGGGCGUGGCGGCGUACGUGCGGGUGCGGCACGCCGGGGCGGCGGGGCGGCAGAGGCAGGAAUGCCGCCGGAGAUUUCGUCUCCGCCGGAGGAACGCUGGAGCAGAGCGCACCGCUGCAGGGCCAGGAGAGGCUCGCGGAGGAAGGGAACGAGCGGCGCUGCCGGCCCCGGUGGUCGUGCCGCCGCCACUGCCGCGCGUCUGUCGGGGUCGGGGGAGAAGGAACUCCUGUGGGCCGGCCUGUGGCAAACGGCCCACAAGCCCAACUGGUUCCCAAGGUGAGCGACGGCGAUGGCGUGUCAGGGACCUUGAAAUACCCCACCUUGGCGCCCGAACGUAACCGUCUCAACCGACAGCGCCGCCCUUGCCCUCCUCUCCGCCUCGCCGGAGCGCCAAGAAACCAAGAACCCAUCACCCCACCUCUCUCCGGCCACCGAUGGCGAUGGAGCUGUGGAACGACAGGCACCACGUGUGGCUGCGGAGCCGCGGGACCGGCGACUACCUCCACGCCGACGACGACGGGGUGGGCGUCUCCCUCCAGGGCUGCCGCGCCACGCUCAACGCGGCGUGGGCGGUGCACGUCUACCACAACGACCUCGGCAUGUACCUGCUCCUCCACUGCGCCGCCUACGGCACCUACCUCGCCGCCACGGCCAGGCGGCCGCCGCUCGCCCACCGCGGCUUCCGCGUCGUGCAGCGCAACUACGACCAGCCGGAGGUGCAGUCCAUCAUGUGGCAGGUCGUCGGGGCCGGCCCCGGGACCGGGAACGCCGUCCUGCUCCGCAACGUCGCCGGCCGCUACCUCCGCGCCAACGGCAAGUACCUCCUCGUCAACAACGCCGUCACCGUCGACGACUACGACAACAUCAGCAACAUGAUGCACUGGAUCGUCGAGCCCAUCCCCGCCAGGAUGGGCAUGCCUGCCAUUUCAGAUCGCCCGAUCAAGGAGCAUCUCCCCGGGGACUUCUCCGUGGUCGUUCUGCGACGCACGGUGGAGCCGUUGCGGCUGAUUCGGUUCGUGCUGUCGAACAACAACGGGCUCUACCCCGAGGAGGGCUGGUUGGAGUGCCGUUACAGGGGGAGGUCCGUGUACCGCCUGAGGAACGACCUGGCCCGCCGCCUUGGCUUCAGCCACGGGCUCUACAUCCUCAUGUGCGUCCGAGCGGGCCGCUACGGGAGGCUGACCCCACUCGUCCAAAACCUGCCCCGCCACCGCCAUGAAGUUACCAUCGAGAUCGUCGUCUUCAUGGAAAGGGCGCUAGCCGCCCGUGCAAUGCGACACCCAAAUGUGGACUGGACGGAGAGGGGAGAAAGAGAAGCGCGGACGGGCUUACGGUGGCCUGUUUCAGGACGGGGAAGACCUAGGGUUAUCUAUGCACCUAGAAGAGCAGAAAGAUAGAUAUACAGCUCCCAUGUUUCUUCUGCAAGUUAAACUUCUGUUUGCUUGCUACUGCUUCCUGGAUUCCUUGUGGGUGAUGGAUGCAUAUCAUGCAUUCCGUAUAGCAGCACGAAUAAAUAAUGAUCAAGCAGUGAACCUAGUGCUUAUGGAAUUGAACAAAUGGAUGAGUCACAGGUCGACAGGGUUGCUUGUA